Messenger RNA from Pipistrellus nathusii (Nathusius's pipistrelle), 258 nucleotides. Lineage: Eukaryota; Metazoa; Chordata; Mammalia; Chiroptera; Vespertilionidae. The record is from the annotation of a GenBank genome assembly.
AUGAAGUCCAACCCCUUGGUGACCUCAGGGGGCAGCAAAAACUGCAAAGGCCACUUCAAUACCCCCUCCCACAUGCACCACAAGAUCAUGUCUCCCCUGCUCUCCAAGGAGCUGCAGCAGAAGUACAAUGUCUACUCCAUGCCCAUCCGAAAGGUCGAUGAGCAUGUUCGAAGACAUGACAAAGGUCAGCAAGUCGGCAAGGUAGUACAGGUGUACAGAAAGAAACAUGUCAUCUACAUCGAGAGGAGAGCAGUGUGA